This is a messenger RNA of Amoebophrya sp. A25, 2251 nucleotides long. NCBI's taxonomy places the organism in Eukaryota, Dinophyceae, Syndiniales, Amoebophryaceae. The record is from the annotation of a GenBank genome assembly.
AUGCACCCAGAGAGAAAGCGCAGUUGUACGCGAGAGAUCUCACAGCAGGCACGCUUCGGAGGUGUUCGCGAAGUGGAGCCCCUCACAAGGAGGACGACAAGCCCUCAUUUGCGGCGCGGCUCCGGUCCGCCGAGUAUGAGGCACGCUGCCCCCCCCCCGUAUCGUCUCAGGACGUGGUGGAGCAGUCACUGCAGCCACGAGCCUGGUCGCCGUUCAAAGCGAGAAAUGUCGACCCAGGUAACGAAAAAAAAACUCUCGCGAAGGCCCCCUGAGUGGGUGAGUGAAUGCUGUUGCUAUUGGCUAGUCGCACAGCAUGGAGAGCUUCCCUGGUGUUGGAAACAAUAUCUACUACUCAACGUCUAGAGGACUUCUGGCCCACCAAGUUGUGCUACUAAUAUGACAGCGGCCAGCUGCGCACUAAAAUUAUAGUGCCUACUAGUGCUACCUACUCCUAUUCGAGGUUACUCCACCUACUUGAGGUUCAAAACAAGCCACGCUUUUCCUUCGUGUAAAAUAACAGCAGAUCACUACAUCGCAAGAGCCAAGAAGUCAACAGAACUAUUUUCUUAGAGGCCUUAUCAUGUAUCAGCGUGAAGCCGUAGCCAUUUUGGCUCAAGGCUUCGUUUGCGAGCGUAAUUAAUCACAACAGAGAGGCUCAGCCGCUUUUUUUCUAGAAAGGUUCAAUUAUCAGCACCCAUCUAGUUGGCAGGCUAGCUACAGUCACGAAUCAAAGUAGGGCUUUUGUUAGACCACUAUCGCCCUCCGGCUGGGUCUAUAAUUUGGACACUUAGGGCGGAAAAAAUGCACCAAAUCUAGGCGAAUCGCAGAGAGUGAAAGCCGAAUGAGAUGGCUGGGGCAGCUAACGAAUUGGCUAAAACUUUGAAUAUCGACGCCGCGAGAUCCAUGCCCCGCAUAAUGAUACCGACGCCAUCUUUGAGUACCUACGUAAGAGGGGACGGCGCCGGGCUUCUGGGCAGCCGGCGCGUCGCCCAAAACGUAGGCAAAGGAUCGCCGGUGGCCCACGCGUCCUCUACUGAGCCAAGUGAAUCAUGAGGAAGACAACGAAAUAGAGCAUGAUGAAGGACGGGAUCCCGUUGGCAGAGUCGUGACGGCCGACGGCUCAGCACGAACACACGCUCACGCGGCGCGAAGAUCUCGCGGAUAGACCGUCGCACGAGCGCGAUAUUGCCACACGCCCUCACACUUCGUAGGCCAACGCGCAGCAUGAGCGAUUUGGAGGCCCACCAUGCGGACGGCCCCGGCUACAGGCUAGAUAGACAAACACGUAGCCCAGUGUUGCUGUUCUAGCAGAAAUCUACGCCCGGAAUGAUAGGGGGCGCGGCUGUGUAGCUGCGCUGCUGUACUGCUGACGGUUUGACAAUCGAGAGCGCCGGCGGCCUCUCUUGUUACUUAAGGCCUCAAGCCGCACGCGGUGUUAGGAUCUGAUCUGCAGUCCGCAGCCCUCUUGGCCCGGAUGAGCAGCCGCCGCGACCGGGUCCGACAUUGGCAGCGGGCGUGCGGUGGGAUGGCUGCGUAUCAAAGGUGGAAGAGAAAAAAAUAUGUGCAAAUACUGACUCGGCUACUGAGAGGAGCAGAAAAGACCCAGAAUAAGGACAUCGGGAACAUUCGGUCAUUGGCAACGACUUUACCCAAGUCCCCGCCUUGGUGCUUUUGCUGACUUUAUUCAAGUCGCCCAUCAUCCUCGGAGCUGAGCUAGGAGCUCGGGUGGCUCAGCCUCAAUGUGCAGGGCCCACGACCUAACCUAAACUCUAUUAUUUUCCGGGUCUAUUUUGAAGUUUAAGCGAUAUUAGCAAUAGCAAUGCUACUAUCCUGGUGCGAAGUCGGUCGUGUUUCACUGAAGAUGAAGCCAAAAGAUAAUUGUCGGGGGCAACAAGAAAUCAACACUUUUCUGACAUUUUUAGAAAUGUGAAAAACAAGUGCAAGACCACGUUGUGCAGCCUAGAAGUAGUAGCCACUGACUCUGUAAGAAACGUGAGACUAUGGCCAUGCGCCCACCUGUUAUGUGGUCGCACACGUGUGACAAAGACAAGGACUGCGGCCGAUGGCACUCUCGACAUUUCUGAAUUCUCCUAUGUAUAGAUACAUAGAUACGAGGACGAAAGCAUCCUAUGUGGAUACCAGGGCCAGAAGAUAGGCAGAUGCAACUCUCAAUGGUACUCGGUCAGAUUUUAAUGAAUCAAAUUCAAAGGUGGUGGAGGUGAUGCUAUUUUAAGGACGAUCGUGUUCGCCA